CCGCCCCGCCCCGUGGCGGGCUGGUCACUCCCGUACCCGGGCUGUACUGUCGACAUGGGCACCGGCUGGAGGAGCCCGGGACGCUUGCGGCUGGCACUCUGCCUCGUUGGCUUUGCGCUGUCGAUGUACGCGCUGCACGUGAAGGCGGCGCGCGCCCGCGACCGGGAUUACCGCGCGCUCUGUGACGUGGGCACGGCCAUCAGCUGUUCGCGGGUCUUCUCCUCUCGGUGGGGCCAGGGCUUUGGGCUGGUGGAGCAUGUGCUGGGCGCCGACAGCGCCCUCAACCAGUCCAACAGCUUGUUUGGUUGCAUCUUCUAUGGCACACAGUUGCUGCUAGGUUGCUGGAGGGGACGGUGGGCCUCUGUCCUCCUGGUACUGAGUUCCCUGGUGUCUGUCGUUGGUUCUGUCUAUCUGGCCUGGAUCUUGUUCUUUGUGCUCCAUGAUUUCUGCAUCGUUUGCAUUACCACCUAUGCCAUCAAUGUGGGUCUGAUGUGGCUUAGCUUUCAGGAGGUGCCUGAACACAAGGCCAAAAGGCACUGAGGUGCCAUCUCAGGCCAGGCUGACCUAGUCUGCUUUGUUUGCCUUGCCCCACUCUCUUCAUUCAAAUCCUCCCCCCCAAUAACCACACACAGGACAAUGACCAAAUGUACCUCUAAGUUCUGUUCCCAAGAACUGUUUUCUGCUUUUGGCUAAAGAGAAGGAUUUUGAACAAUAAAUUUUCUUAUGUUGGUCAA
This is a messenger RNA of Meriones unguiculatus (Mongolian gerbil), 734 nucleotides long. RefSeq names its product vitamin K epoxide reductase complex subunit 1 (gene Vkorc1). Gene Ontology annotation, molecular function: vitamin-K-epoxide reductase (warfarin-sensitive) activity. The transcript is spliced from 3 exons. NCBI's taxonomy places the organism in Eukaryota, Metazoa, Chordata, Mammalia, Rodentia, Muridae. The record is from RefSeq and is a predicted model, not a curated record. Bases 55 to 540 code for a protein of 161 amino acids. Gene Ontology annotation, biological process: peptidyl-glutamic acid carboxylation; vitamin K metabolic process.